AUGGCAAGCGAUCAGAACACGACAGUAACACAGAGUCAGGCAAUGACAACCAGCAACCCAUCGCUGGAAACAAACCCUGUUACCACCAUGCCAGCUUCACCUGCUGUGACCAGGUCGCUCGACCUAGAAUUUGAGGCGGAAGUACCACCACCAGGUUUUGCAGGCACCUCUGCUGUCUCUUCUAGGAUGACAACGACAGAUCUUUUCUCAUACACCUCCUUGCAGUUCCGGUCAGCGAAACCAACUACCACAGACGUUAAUGUCUUCACCCUGGCGUCACCCAUGAGUGCACAGACUAUAUGUCAUAGCACUAUGCCAGUUAUCACAUCUGCAAGCCCAGGUACUAUUGCACCACAGACGAGCCUGGCCCAAUACUAUCAGCCAUUGGUAACAUACGCCAUGCCGCCUUUAUACUCAGCAGCACUAACGGCGGCAUUAUCCACUCCACCGCAUCAGCCAGUUGUCAUGCCUACAGGGAUCAUGAACGCCUCGGUGACGCCGGGAAAUCAAGCUUACUUCCCAGGAUACUAUUACGCGCCCCCAUACGGGUAUUUACCUCCAUACAACACUCCAACAUACACUCCCCAGGGGGCGGCGCAAGGCUAUGCUCAGCAGUCGCCAUACGCGGCUUAUAUGCCACCUUGGUGGACUUUUCCAACAUCCCAACCGGCUUACAGUCAGACCCCGCCAAUUGCGGAACCUGUGUAUGAUAGAGGAAAUGCAUCUAGACCUCGUUUUCUCCAGGCGGAGGCCCUAGCCCUACACUAA
Messenger RNA from Helianthus annuus (common sunflower), 768 nucleotides. Its product is annotated as extensin-like. The record is from RefSeq and is a predicted model, not a curated record. Lineage: Eukaryota; Viridiplantae; Streptophyta; Magnoliopsida; Asterales; Asteraceae. The transcript has a single exon. Bases 1 to 768 code for a protein of 255 amino acids.